GUAGUCCAUGAAUGAUGCAACACCAACGUGGAUUACACGAAUCAAGUUGUACGCAGAACAUGCCGUUGGUGCGUCGAUGCGUCAAGCUCAUAAAAAAUGCCUUUUGUUCUUGCUAAGAACAUCCUUAGGAAUUAUCUACAAUUGACGGCGGAGACGAUCUCAUGAGUUCAUGUGGAAGUUAAGAUGUUGCUGCUUUCAUGGGCCGACCCGAGAUGCAGUACAACAAUUGGGUCGUUGCCACGCCAAUGGCGUACACUUUUGAGAACUCGGAGGACCCUCUGAAAGAUGGCAAGAGAGCGGGUAUAAAUGUGAGUGUUGCCUGAAAUUGAGUAUCAGUUUGAUCUGUUCCAUCAGUAACAACCACAUCACAAAAUGAAGUCCUUCAUCGCUAUUUCUGCCCUUGCCGCCGUCGCUUUGGCCGACAACGCUCCCUACCGUCCCGCCCCUUACAGCCCCGCCCCUUCAUACAAGGAGGAGCCCGCUGUCUACCAGUACCAAUACGCUGUGGCUGACGACUAUGCCGGAGUCAACUUUGGCCAGAAUGAGGCUCGUGAUGGUUAUGCCACCAAUGGCGAAUACCGUGUUGCCCUUCCCGAUGGCCGCACCCAAAUUGUGACCUACAAUGUGGCUGAUGCUUACUCCGGAUAUGUGGCUGAUGUGCGAUAUGAAGGAGAGCCCAAGUACGAGUCCUACAAGCCCGCCCCUGCUCCUUACAAGCCUGCCCCUUACAAGCCCGCCCCUUACAAGCCCGCUCCUUACAAGCCCGCUCCUUCUUACUCCGCCUAAGAAGUGCCUUUUCCGGACAUUUCUCUUAUUUAUUAUUCAUGAUAUUUAUGGAGAAAUAUACUCUCAUGCCCCUAA
Tigriopus californicus is the source of this 861-nucleotide messenger RNA. Its product is annotated as cuticle protein 8-like. The record is from RefSeq and is a predicted model, not a curated record. The transcript has 2 exons. Gene Ontology annotation, cellular component: extracellular matrix. Lineage: Eukaryota; Metazoa; Arthropoda; Copepoda; Harpacticoida; Harpacticidae. The coding region runs from base 373 to 786 and encodes 137 amino acids.